AUGGCUCAAGCUUUUUACAUGAUCACGAUAUUAUGUUCUGCUGUAACUAUCUAUAUACUGACAUUGUUUAUUUUACUACGGGACACUCCAAUUGUAAAAGCCAAUAACCGGACUGUGAGCUUCAUUCUUCUUAUCUCCAUUCUGCUGAGCUUCCUCUGUGUCUUCUUGUUCCUCAGUCGUCCUGUGGAUAUAACCUGUCAAUUGAGACAAAUAUCAUUUGGGUUUUUCUUCUCUAUUGCUGUCUCUUGUGUUCUGGCCAAGACUAUUACAGUCUGCAUUGCUUUCAAAGCCUCCAAACCUGGAAGCUGCUGGAAGAAGUGGGUGGGCGAGAAGAUUUCUAAUUCUGUUGUCAUAAUCUGCUCCUCUGUCCAAGUUCUGAUCUGUGUUAUUUGGUUGUCAGUGUCUCCUCCCUACCAAGAGAAUGACAUGCAUUCUUUUCCUGGGAAGAUCAUCAUUCAGUGUAAUGAAGGGUCAGUUAUCGGGUUCUACUCUGUGUUGGGGUAUAUGGGGAUUCUGGCAUCAGUGAGCUUUGUUCUGGCUUUCAUGGUGAGGACAUUACCGGACAGUUUCAAUGAGGCCAAGUACAUCACCUUCAGCAUGCUGGUGUUCUGCAGUGUCUGGAUUGCCAUGAUUCCGGCCUAUCUGAGCACCAGAGGGAAAUACACAGUGGCUGUGGAGAUUUUUGCUAUACUAGCUUCCAGUACUGGAUUACUGGGCUGCAUAUUUUUUCCUAAAUGUUACAUUAUUAUUAUAAAACCUGAAAAAAAUUCCAGAAAACAUAUUUUUGAUAAAUCCAAAUCAUAA
This is a messenger RNA of Nanorana parkeri, 804 nucleotides long. Its product is annotated as vomeronasal type-2 receptor 26-like. NCBI's taxonomy places the organism in Eukaryota, Metazoa, Chordata, Amphibia, Anura, Dicroglossidae. Bases 1 to 804 code for a protein of 267 amino acids. The transcript has a single exon. The record is from RefSeq and is a predicted model, not a curated record. Gene Ontology annotation, molecular function: G protein-coupled receptor activity. Gene Ontology annotation, cellular component: membrane. Gene Ontology annotation, biological process: G protein-coupled receptor signaling pathway.